UAGAACGUAGUAGCCCAUCAAGAACAUCUGAUAAUUCUUCAAUGGAUGUAAGCAAACGUCUAACAUUUGGAAGAUGGAGAAGGAGAGGGAAGGUGGGGCCGCAAAGAGAGAGAGUGGGAGAGACGGAGCGAGAUAGAAACCUGGAGAGAGAAUGUUCUAGGAAACCAUAAAGCGCGCGUGCGAGCGGGAAUCAUUUGAAGCGAUUGAUUUACUGCAUUUACAGCCUAAUAAAACUCAAACAACAAGGGGGGUUCUAAUAAAUAAGCCAUUCUAACUUUUAUGUGUCGUUUUUAUUUUUAUUCAAUAAAAACUGACACGGCAAUGAUGCCUGUUAUUUAGGAAGUAGACAGUUAACCUGGAGGUUCAGCUCUCAGUCUCUCUGAUAUAGAUCGUGAGGGGGACUCCGUCUGUAAUUCGCCAGGCCAUUAUCACUCAUAGGGUCACUAUACAACCAUAACUGCUAAUCCAUUGCAACUACAGCUGCCAACUACUCCUUAUUUGACCAGCAAUACCACGACCUAAUGCUAUAUUCUAUUCUUCGGUUUACACAAUAUUAAAAAUUGCAAUGGCAAUAUUGUUGUUGUUAUAACAAGUCUACAAUAGGAUAGUAAUAGCCUAAUAGCCUACUAAGCAUAUUAGUGUAAUUAUUGGCCUAUUCAUAUCGUGAAAAUUAGCAUUAGAAGUAUUCUAUUAUCAUAUUAGUAGCAUUGUACUGGUAGUAGAAUCAUCUACAUUGGUUUAGAAUGGUUGAAUUGACCCUGUGCGUAAUGGUCUCCAAACGAUUGGCUUGUCAAUGAUCAAAACGGCCCAAUUAAUUAGACGUGUGUUAUCGUAAGAAUGUUGUCCUGUUUUCCCUAAAUCCUCCUUUUCUUCAGAUAUCUGUUAUCUUAUAUCAUUGUUAGGGUGUGAUUCUGAAUGCAUUCUGCUGUCAUGGUUUAAGAAUAGAGUGGUUAUCUGUACUUAACCGCAAAGUUCACACCAAUUUAUGCCAUUGUUACUUUGUUCUGUUUGUUUUGGUGUAUAUUUUUCCGAGUCAUGUCAGGAUACCUUUGCUCUCCUCAGUCCCUGCCUGAGAUGUGUGUAUAUAUGACUGUCUGUUUCCUCACAUAGCCUCCAACGGAUCUUCGCCACUUUCUGCCCUAUUCAAUCAUUUCAUACUGAUCUUGGUCGAAGAGCCGAGGCCUUGCCUGGAGAAAACACUCUCACACAAAGGCUACAAAAAUAUUCGAAUAAAUGUUUGGUUCCUUAUCCGGUAACAACAUCGCCGGCUGCCAUUGGACUGCUGUGUCACGUGGUUAAAGUAACUUUACAGGGUCGCUUGCUAGUAGGAGGGCUUUAUGGACCAGAAAAACGACAAAGGUAGAAAAAUUAUUUUUCACUCCAGAAAUUAAUGAUCAUGAGCUCGUAUUUGAUGGACUCUAGCUACAUCGAUCCGAAAUUUCCUCCUUGCGAGGAAUAUUCACAAAAUAGCUACAUCCCAGAACACAGCCCUGAAUACUACAGCCGCACGAGCGACACCGGCUACCAGCAUCACCACCAGGAGUUGUAUCCUCCGCGAGUGACCUACCAGGAGCGCCCGUAUAACUGUGUAAGCAUCCCCGAGCCCGAGCCCCAGACCGGCCAUGGGCUCACACACUCGGGGAAUCUGCUUGCGGGGAAGGCACAUACAUCUCCAUGUGAACCCUUGCCACUGUUACCCACAUCCCCUACCACCCCACCGAUUGCGCCGGCUGCCUGCAUCCAAGCCGCCCCGGAGCAACCCACCAGCUCUGCCUUGGCUAAGCAGCCUGUAGUGUACCCAUGGAUGAAGAAAAUCCACGUCAGUAUCGCGAAUCCCAAUUACAAUGGAGCAGACGCAAAGCGGUCCAGGACUGCUUACACUCGCCAGCAGGUCUUAGAAUUGGAGAAGGAGUUCCACUAUAACCGCUACCUAACUCGGCGAAGACGCAUCGAGAUCGCCCACACCCUGGUUCUCUCCGAGCGCCAGAUUAAAAUUUGGUUUCAGAACCGAAGAAUGAAGUGGAAAAAAGACCAUAGGCUACCCAACACGAAAGUGAGAUCUUCCUCCUCAUCCAACACUAGCGCGACCUCCGGGUCCAACACAGCGUCCACAACAGCCAGCACUCUCCCGCGUGCUGUGGGCUCCAACACCAUGCCAGCUUCCCAGGAACUCUCUCGAGUGUCCGUAAUCGAACGAGACCAGGAUAUUACAAGGUUAUAGACACAAAAUAGUAUCUGACAAAGAGGAUGAAAAAACAACGGAUUAUUUAUUUAACAAAAAAAUAUUUUCUUUUUAUAUAUAUAUAUAAUUGUUCCUAUAGUGUUCUUGUGCGUAAACGGGUUUUUCUUCUCAGUCCACAGUUAUUCAAGUAUGCAUGUUAUAUAGCAUGGAUUACUGCAGAUACUGUGCCAACAGAUUAUUACGGUUAUCAGGGUUUAUUUAUUUAUUAUAUCAUUUUUUGUUAUUUUUUAGUAAGUUGUUCUGACGAAUAAUAAUAGACAUUAUCAAAGUAUUUGCCUGUGGCAGAAUACGUAGCUGUCAGUAGACUUAUACAAACACAAUCGUUUUAUUUAUUCUCUGAAAAAUAAUGUUAGGGUAAUCUAUUUAUUUAGGCUAUUCAUCUCAGAGGUGACAGUUAACAAUAGCCAGUUUUUAUUUUUCAAUACAUGUGAAUUAGUGAAAUGUUGUGAUUUAUUUUUCAGCACAACCUCUUAUCAAGCAAAGUCAGUGAGGGUAGUGUGUUUUGUGAUUACAUUUUGUGAUUUAGAUCUAUUUUAAUUGAUCAUUGUAAAAUGCAACAUAAUAAGUUUAGUGUUUUUGUGAUAAUCGUAGUGUUCAAUAAAACCGUGUCGAGUAGUUUAGAAUACAUU
Oncorhynchus kisutch (coho salmon) is the source of this 2871-nucleotide messenger RNA. RefSeq names its product homeobox protein Hox-C4a. Gene Ontology annotation, biological process: anterior/posterior pattern specification; positive regulation of transcription by RNA polymerase II; embryonic skeletal system morphogenesis. The record is from RefSeq and is a predicted model, not a curated record. The transcript is spliced from 2 exons. Gene Ontology annotation, molecular function: RNA polymerase II cis-regulatory region sequence-specific DNA binding; DNA-binding transcription factor activity, RNA polymerase II-specific. Gene Ontology annotation, cellular component: nucleus; nucleoplasm. The coding region runs from base 1391 to 2221 and encodes 276 amino acids. NCBI's taxonomy places the organism in Eukaryota, Metazoa, Chordata, Actinopteri, Salmoniformes, Salmonidae.